AUGGAGCACCAAGAGGAAAAGGCAGCGACUGAACCCAACAACAUCAUCUCUCACAUUCGGUGGAAAGCUCUAGAUUAUGACACAUACAAAGUUAAUUGGGACGUGUCGGUGAAAGCAGCUUCUAGGAGAUUUGGUGUGGGCAUCAUAGUGUGGGAUUUCAUAGGGCAUGUGUGUGCAGCAUCCUGCUUAGUUCAAGAAGGACGUUCGGAGCCCACAGUGGCGGAGGCGAUGGGAGCCCUUAGUGCAGUGGAGUUCUGUCGUGAUUUGGGUUUCCAAAAAAUUGUGCUGGAAGAAGAUUCCAAAGCAGUAGUUCAGGCUGUUAAAGGAGGAGCAACUUGGAGUAAUUUUGGUCAAAUUAUUGAAGACAUCCAUACUAUUCUGCCGGGCUUUAGGAGCUGGAGAGUGGAACAUGUAAGACGAGAAGCAAAUGGUGCAGCUAAUGGAUUGGCAAGGGCAGCUGGAAUCAAUGGGAAACACAGAGUUUGGAUGGAAGAAGUCCUAGAUUUUAUUCACGAUGUGGUUACCUUAGAGAGCUCUGCUCUUGUUGUUUAG
Messenger RNA from Corylus avellana, 552 nucleotides. The record is from RefSeq and is a predicted model, not a curated record. Lineage: Eukaryota; Viridiplantae; Streptophyta; Magnoliopsida; Fagales; Betulaceae.